GCGUUUCUUUUAUUGUUUUUUUUCUUGCCCUUUAUGUUGUGUCGUUCCGUAAUAGAGGAACAGACACGAACAAUGGGAAUCACUUCCACGCUGCACAACACCUGAGCCCAGAGGAAUGCUGGGAUCGUAGUCGAUAGAUGUAUAUAUAUACGCGAUGCCCGUGGCCGAAUCACACCACAACGCUCGACCUGUAAGCGUUGAAGAAAGUCAGAGACGGGAUUCUCCAAGAUGCAAGGAAAGGUUCUAGCCACCGCCUUCUGCAUUCUCGGCUAUGCCGCAGUGCAAGGACAGGCACUACUGAGCUUCGGCUGGGGAGGCUCAGGUGGCUUGCUAGGCGGGUCACUUGGUGGCGGCUACGGAGGACUUCUUGGAGGAUACGGGGGACUCGGUGGACUUAGUAGCUUUGGUGGACUUGGUGGCGGCUACGGAGGACUUCUUGGAGGAUACGGGGGACUCGGUGGACUUAGUAGCUUUGGUGGACUUGGUGGCGGCUACGGAGGACUUCUUGGAGGAUACGGGGGACUAGGCGGACUCGGUGGUGUCUCUUACGGCCUCUCUGGGCUCUAUGGAAGCUCCCUUGGCGGGUUAGGGCUAGGAGGCUUAUCAGGACUUUACGGCGGUUAUGGUGGGCUGAGUGGUCUUUCAGGGCUCUACGGUGGUUUUUCAAGACCGAUAGUACUUGGAGGAUUAGGCUACUCAGGGCUAGGAGGCUUAUCGGGACUUUAUGGAGGUUAUGGUGGACUGAGUGGUCUUUCGGGGCUCUAUGGUGGUUUAGGUUACUCAGGACUUGGAGGCCUGUCAGGGCUUCUUGGUGGUUACCCAGGUUAUCUCGGAGGUCUCGGUGGUCUUGGAGGGUCAGUAAGAGUACUUGGGAGUUAUCCCGGAUACUCCGGUUUCCUAGGCGGCUCCACUGGUCUUAGCGGUCUGUCAGGAUUGUAUGGAGGUUAUUCAGGACUCGGCGGCCUUUCAGGCAUCCUUGGAGGUUACUCUGGUUAUUCCGGCCUUUCUAGCCUCUUUGGAGGUUACCCGUCUUCUGGCUACUUUGGGAUGUAUGGGAUGAGUCCUAUGAGCUCAUUCAGGUAUGCUCCAUUUGGAGGAUUUGGUUCUUAUGGAGGUUUCAGUCCAUUCGGGUAUUACGGCUCAUACGGCCCUUCCUUUGGAGGCUUCGGUUCCGGCUUUAGGACCUUUGGAGUCGGAGCCCCAAGCUCAUCUGUUAUUUCGACGGCUGCAGCCCCUGCCGUCAGUGGUGUUGUUGAAAAAAUUACCGCGCCAGCUACCAACCUCGUCACGCCCGUUAACAUGCCGGCCCUGCCCACCGUCACUGUGACUGGCGGAAAGGGUAUCAAGACCCUAGCGGGAUAAAAGAUCUACGAAUUUCCGGAAGAUUGUUAACAACACAUCAACCACAUUCGUAGGCGAAGAAAUCCUUUAUCAUUGAAUAAAAGAGGAGCAAUGAAAUGCUUAUGGACUUCCCAACGACUGUAUAAAAAAAAGUACGAAAUCUGAUAAGAUUCUUCCAAAUAAAAUACAAAUAUUUUCAA
This is a messenger RNA of Dermacentor andersoni, 1541 nucleotides long. RefSeq lists its product as uncharacterized. The record is from RefSeq and is a predicted model, not a curated record. Lineage: Eukaryota; Metazoa; Arthropoda; Arachnida; Ixodida; Ixodidae.